AUGACAUCCGUGACUUAUAGCGGCAUAAACCAUGGACUCCAGGUUGGAAUCAACAAUGGUUCGGUCACGGCAGAGUUCCACCAGUCAAAUACCCCUGAAGACAUCGAUCGAUUUUGCCUCCAGGAUUUACGCUGUCCUGAUUCACUAGUCGUGAAACAUCGUUUGACGGAGACCAAGGACAAGUUACGUCGUCAGUCGUUUGAAUGGAUCUUUCAAGACCCGCAGUAUCAGAGUUGGCGAAAUGGAAAUGAAAUUUGUCUGCUUUGGAUCAAGGGCGGUGCUGGGAAAGGGAAGACCAUGAUGUCGAUCGGUCUUAUUGACGAUAUUUCACAGGUACAGCAUGACUACACUGUGGGAUUGAUUCUGAGGUUGGUGAAUCAGCAAACCGAGCUGAAAGAAUCUCUACGACGCCGCUGGGAUUCUAAGAAUGACCGUUUUCAUGAAGACGUUACCUCGUGGAGAAAUCUCUGGAACAUCCUUUUGGAAAUGUUGGAUCGAUGUACCGCUUCGAGGAUAUAUAUAAUUGUGGAUGGUCUUGAUGAGUGUCAAGACGGUGGCAUGGCCGACUUCUUGAAACUCAUCGUCCGGAAUGGACUAGGUAACCCCGCUAAACUCAAAUGGCUCUUGACAAGUCGACCAUUAGAUAGCGCAGAGCGGGCGUUGCUAGCCGGAAAUGACCAGGUGCAAGUCAGUCUAGAGCUCAACUCAGACUACGUCUCUGAAGCUGUGAAGGCUUAUAUCACUUACAAGGUGGAUGAGCUUAGUCGUUAUCGUAAUUAUGGGCAAACACUAAAAAGCGAAGUGAAAACCGAGCUUUCUGCAAAGGCUGAGGGUACCUUUUUAUGGGUGAGCCUGGUCUGCAAGAGGCUCGAGAGUGUCCAACAAGAUAAGGCAUUGACCACAAUCCGAGACUUGCCGCCAGGCCUGCAUUCUUUCUAUGAUCGGAUACUAAAUCAACUGAGCGAAGGCGAGCCAGAUGAUGUCUAUAAGUGCAUGCGACUACUUAAGGCGAUGAUGCUGGCAUACCGACCUUUGAAAGUGGAAGAAGUUCCGAGUGUCGCUGGCCUGACUAGUGAAGAUGACAAUAUUGAGGUUUUAGUCAAUCGCUGUGCUUCAUUCCUUAGAAUGCAGGAGAACAACAUCGAGUUUGUUCAUCAGUCUGCUCGAGACUACUUGGCAGAGGAGAAUGGACAGUCUAUACUUGAUUCAUAUGAACAUUUCGGACAUUAUGAAAUUGUACAAGGUUGUCUGUCUCAUUUAUAUGAAAGGCUGAAGGUCAAUCUUCUAGACCUGCCGCGACCCAACUCAACCAUAGAAGAUUGGAAGCUGCUGAAACACAAGAAAGAAAGUGUCCAGCUGUCUUGUCUGGACUAUGCGGCUAACUUCUGGGUACAACAUCUCGAGGAUAUCGAACGAAGCACGAUAGUGCAGAGCGGGCUUAUUGAGAAGGGCCUUGUUGGAAAAUUACUCCACUCAAAAUUGCUGGAAUGGCUGGAAUGCCUCAGCCUAUUAGGCAAGCUACCGAGGGCUAUUGAAGCGUUCAAAGCACUGGUGAAUAUAACAAAGGACGACCAUUUAGCCUUGGCACUUGUGCAGGAUACUAGCCGUUUUCUAUUACGACACUACCAUACCGUGUCUCAUUGGCCAUUACAGAUAUAUAGCACCGCUAUUACCUUGAGUCCUGAAUCAAGCGUCGUGAAGAAGAAAAACUUGGAUAGAAUUCCAGCAUAUUUGACAAAAGUUCCAAUCAUGCAGGGCACUUGGGGGUCUCUGAUACGGACACUAGAAGGCCACUCACAUCCAGUCAACGCUGUGGCCUUUUCACCAGACGGCAAGCAGAUCGCAUCGGGCUCAUUUGACAAAUCUAUCAAGCUCUGGGAUACCGUAACAGGUGACCCUCUGAAGACACUAGGCCACUCGCGCUCGGUCAACACUGUGGCUUUUUCACCAGACAGCAAGUAUAUUGCAUCAGGCUCUGAUGACAAAGCCAUCCUGCUUUGGGAUACUGUAACAAGUGACCUUUGGAAGACGCUAGAAGGCCACUUAGACUCGGUGAGCACUGUGGCCUUUUCACCAGACGGCAAGCAGAUCGCAUCAGGCUCUCUUGACCAAACCAUCAAGCUCUGGGACACUAUAACAGGUGACCUUCAGAAGACACUAGAAGGCCACUCAGACUCAGUCAAAACUAUGGCUUUUUCACCAGACAGCAAGUAUAUUGCAUCAGGGUCUAGUGACAAGACCAUCAAGCUCUGGGAUAUCGCAACAGGGGACCUUCAGAAGACACUAGAAGGCCACUCACGCUCGGUCAACACUGUGGCCUUUUCACCAGACGGCAAGCAGAUUGCAUCAGGGUCCUUUGACCAAACCAUCAAGCUUUGGGAUACCGCAACAGGCGACCUUUGGAAGACACAAGAAGGCCACUCAGACUCAGUCAACACUGUGGCCUUUUCACCAGACGGCAGGCAGAUCGCAUCAGGCUCUGAUGACGGAACCAUCAAGAUUUGGGAUACUGUAACAGGUGACCUUCAGAAGACACUAGAAGGCCAUCUAUACUCAGUUAAUCCUGUGGCCUUUUCACCAGACGGCAAGCAGAUCGCAUCAGGCUCUGAUGACCAAACCGUCAAGCUUUGGGAUAUCACAACAGACAACCUUCAGAAGGCACUAGAAGGUCACUCACGCUCAGUCAACACUAUGGCCUUUUCACCAGACGGCAAGCAGAUCGCAUCAGGCUCUUUUGACCAAACCAUAAAGCUUUGGGAGACCGCAACAGGUGGUCUUCAGAAGACACUAGAAGGUCACUCACGCUCAGUCAACAUUAUGGCCUUUUCACCAGACGGCAAGCAGAUCGCAUCAAGCUCUGACGACGGAACCAUCAAGCUUUGGGAUACCAUAACCGGUGACCUUCAGAAGACACUAGAAGGCUACUCGGUUCAUACUAUGGCCUUUUCACCAGACAGCAAGCAGAUCGCAUCAGGAUCAUUUGACCAAACCAUUAAGCUUUGGGAUACCGCGACAGGGGGGCUUCAGAAGACACUAGAAGGCCACUCAGACUCAGUCAACACUGUGGCCUUUUCACCAGACGGCAAGCAGAUCGCAUCAGGCUCUAGUGACCAAACCAUCAAGCUUUGGGAUACCGCAACUGGUGACCUUCAGAAGACACUAGAAGGCCACUCAGACUCAGUCAACACUGUGGCCUUUUCACCAGACGGCAAGCAGAUCGCAUCAGGCUCUCUUGACCAAACCAUCAAGCUUUGGGAUAUUGCCAAAUCUUCUAAAAGCUCCAGAUUUCUUCGGCGUCGUUUCACUAGACGUUUCAAGUUGCGACCUUGCAGAGAAAUUCAAACCUCAAAGCCGGUGUAUAACCUACACUUUUCAGCAUGUAACCGGUACCUUGCAACAAACAUAGGACCAAUCAUGCUUAAGGGCAUUGCUAUGGACGAACAGGACAGAAGCCUACAUUCUUCACAGAGUCUCUUUGUCCGAGAACAGUGGAUAUGCUAUGGAGACAUGCCCUUCUUUCGGCUACCGUCCGAUUUCCAGUCAUCGACCUCUGGUGUGCAAGGCGAUCAGGUCGCUAUUGGAUUGAGAAAUGGUCAAGUUUUGAUGUUUGACAUUGAUCGUCGCAUCCUGCAGUCAAUGCUAAACGCUCCACUUACAAUCGAGUAG
This is a messenger RNA of Penicillium canescens, 3666 nucleotides long. RefSeq names its product G-protein beta WD- 40 repeats containing protein. The record is from RefSeq and is a predicted model, not a curated record. Lineage: Eukaryota; Fungi; Ascomycota; Eurotiomycetes; Eurotiales; Aspergillaceae. Gene Ontology annotation, cellular component: transcription repressor complex; nucleus. The transcript has 4 exons. Gene Ontology annotation, biological process: negative regulation of transcription by RNA polymerase II. Gene Ontology annotation, molecular function: protein binding. Bases 1 to 3666 code for a protein of 1221 amino acids.